Molecule: messenger RNA, 952 nt
Organism: Clupea harengus (Atlantic herring)
Lineage: Eukaryota; Metazoa; Chordata; Actinopteri; Clupeiformes; Clupeidae
Product: olfactory receptor 10A6-like
Biological process (GO): detection of chemical stimulus involved in sensory perception of smell; G protein-coupled receptor signaling pathway
Cellular component (GO): membrane
Molecular function (GO): G protein-coupled receptor activity; olfactory receptor activity; odorant binding
Source: RefSeq, a predicted model, not a curated record
AGUGAUGAAAAUGAAUGACUCUUCCAUCAGGGACACUUUGGUUUUUACUGUCUAUAAGGAGAAGGGCUCAAACAAAAAUGCAUUCUUUACUGUUGUUUUCAUAAUAUAUCUUGCAUCUGUAGUAGUCAAUGUUUCCCUAAUGUUGUUACUUUACCUGGACACUUCCCUCCAUAAGCCAAUGUACAUAUUUUUAUUUUGCUUACUUUUAAAUGGGAUUAUUGGAAGUACCGCUGUUUGGCCACGGGUUAUGUUCCUCCUGUUAACAGAGGUCAAUACCACAUCAUAUGAGGGCUGUCUUGUUCAGUUAUUUCUAAUGGGAAGCUAUGGAAGUUGUAACUACACAGUGCUAACAGUGAUGGCUUAUGACAGAUUUGUGUCCAUAUUUAAUCCCCUGCAGUAUCACACCAUCAUGACCCCACAGAAAGUAAGACAGCUGUUGUUGGCUGCUGACCUUGUGCCUGUAGUUUGUGUACUUGGUCAGGUAUUCUUUAUUUCUCAGUUGCACUUCUGCAAAAACACUCUUCAUAGAAUAUUUUGUGAUAGUUUAUCUCUUUCUAGCCUGUCCUGUGGUGACAGCAUUCAGAGUCGAGUGACCAACCUGUAUGGAAUAUGUUUUAUUAUUGCGCUUGUAAUCCUCCCCCUGUUUCUUGUUUUGUUGUCAUAUGUUAAAAUUAUAGUGUUCAUUUUAAAGACCUCUGGAAAUACUGGAAAGAAAGCUUUUGAAACCUGCUCUCCACACAUGAUUGUUUUUAUCAAUUUCUCAAUGGCCACACUUUUCUCUGUCAUUUAUAAUCGCAUCAACCCUUAUUUACCUGGCGAGGCUAAUGUAAUUCUAUCGAUUAACUACAUCCUUGUUCCCCCCCUAUUGCAUCCAAUUAUAUAUGGAAUAAAAAAUCAGGAAAUUAGAAACAGCCUUUUAAAAAUGUGGAAAAGAAAAAUCUGGACCAUUUGA